Messenger RNA from Sorghum bicolor (sorghum), 839 nucleotides. RefSeq lists its product as uncharacterized. Bases 1 to 507 code for a protein of 168 amino acids. NCBI's taxonomy places the organism in Eukaryota, Viridiplantae, Streptophyta, Magnoliopsida, Poales, Poaceae. The record is from RefSeq and is a predicted model, not a curated record. The transcript is spliced from 2 exons.
AUGGAGAAUAAGGCGAGGCGGCGGCACGUGCCGGCGUUCGGGGAGUCGAACUACAACAACAACAACUACUCCUCCUCGACGUCCUCCCCAGACGCCGCGGCAGCGGCAGCCGAGUCCUCCUGGUGGUACGCGCCGGAGCCCGGGGCCGCCUGCAGCGACGUCUGGUUCAGGUACUCCCCGCCCGCCCGUAGGCCGCCGCCGGCGCCUAAGAAGGCGCGGCGGAGGCCGCCGGAGACCACCGCGGGCGGCGGAACCGUCGUCGUCGCUGUCGCUGUAGCUGCUGCUGCGGAACACAAGAGGGCGGUGGCGCUGGCCCCGGCCCCGGCCAAGGGCGUCCACCGCAGGGUGGAGGUGAGGCCCGUCGACGAGGACCUGUACCGGGUGCCGCCGCCACCGGACGACGGCCAUACCACUGCUGUCUCCCACCUUCCAAGGCGGCCGAAGAGGGCGGCGACGAGGAGCUUGUGGAUGGGUUGCUUGGGCCUCAACUGCGUCGCCUCAAGCUAGUAGCUAGGAGUACCAUUAAUGCAAUGCAGCAUGUACAUGCUCUAAACCCUAGGAGUACUAUGCUAGUAUAUGGCGCCGUACGGAAUAUGAUGACAAGUAUAGUAGCUAGUACUACUAGAGUGCUCUGUGCUCUUCAAAAUUUUCAUGUUUUGCUUCCUCUCGUACGUGUUCGUUGUUAGCUCACUCUCACUGUAUUGUAUGCCAUACUGGCAGCAUGAAGAUUAGAGGAGCAGUACUAGCUUAGUAGUAGUAGCCUACUGCUAUGUGUGGAUUGCAGCAUCUUGCUAGUAGCUCCUGGUCUUUUUGAACUGACAAAUAUAUUGCUCCUGAUC